Molecule: messenger RNA, 1487 nt
Organism: Equus caballus (horse)
Lineage: Eukaryota; Metazoa; Chordata; Mammalia; Perissodactyla; Equidae
Gene: HAUS7
Product: HAUS augmin like complex subunit 7
Biological process (GO): spindle assembly; DNA catabolic process; centrosome cycle
Cellular component (GO): HAUS complex; cytoplasm
Molecular function (GO): 3'-5'-DNA exonuclease activity; microtubule minus-end binding; nucleic acid binding
Source: RefSeq, a predicted model, not a curated record
GGCUCCGGGCCGUGCCCCGCCGCGGGCGCGGCUGGCUGGGCGUCCGUCUCAGCGCUGCGGGCGGCCGGGGCCUCCGCUCUUGCCGGCUCCACGGCCCGUGCCUGCCAGUGCGCGUCGGCGCCCAGCGUGUAUUGCACCAUCACUUGGGUCGCACGGAACUCUCCCGGGCGCGCGAAGCAAGUGCAAAGACGGGGAGGGCCCAGGCCCCGGGCUCGAGGAGCUCGCGGAGUCUAGGGGGAGACGGGCGGGCCGAGUCCGGGCCACCCUGUCGAGUCGGCGUCAGAUGCCAGCGGUGGCAGAGGACCUCAACUGCCCCUUCCUCGAGGGUCUUUACAUCACAGAGCCAAAGACUAUUCAGGAACUGCUGUGCAGCCCCUCGAAGUACCGCUUGGAAAUCCUGGAGUGGAUCUGUACACGGGUCUGUCCGUCCUGGCAGGACAAGUUCAGCUCGCUGAAGGCGACCCCGGCUGAGGUGAAGAUCCAAGAGAUGGUGAAAUUAGGCCAUGAGCUGAUGUUAUGUGGGCCGGAUGACCAGGAGCUCCUGAAGGGCCGGGCUUGUGCCCAGAAGCAGCUGUACUUCCUGGACCAGCUGCUGGACGUGAUCCGGAGCUUGACCAUCGGAUGUUCCAGUGCGAGGGAGCACUUUGAAGACACCAGGGAGAAAAAUGAGGUGCUGCUGGGGGAGCUCUUCUCCAGCCCCCACCUGCAGAUGCUCCUGAGCCCCGAGUGUGACCCGUGGCCCCUGGACAUGCAGCCUCUCCUUGACGAGCAAAGUGACGAUUGGCAGAGGGUCAGCCCCUCUGUUGAGUCGGAGGAGAAGGUGGUGGAGCUGGUCAGGCAGCUGCAGGAGAGCACUGUUAAGCUGCAGGCACUCAGGGUAGAGCACAAGCAAGGGGCCGAGGUGAGCGGGGCUGACGCCAGCACCCUGGACCAGAAGCUGCGCCUGGUCAUCUCUGACUUCCACCAGCUCAUCGUGGCUUUCCUCCAAGUCUACGACGAUGAGCUGGCUGAGUGCUGCCGGCGCCCAGGUCCCUACCUCCACCCAUGUGGCCCCAUCGUCCGGGCCGUGUACCAGGCUCUGACAUCGUGCAACCAGCUGUUGAAAGCGGUCACGGAGGUCACUGGCACCUGGGCGGAAGCCAUGGAGAUGGUGAAGCAGCAGCAGGGUGAGCAGAUCUUUUGGGGCAGCAGCUCUGGGAUGAGUCUAGCCACCAAAAUGGAAGAACUAACCCAGAAAUACAAGAUCUUCGAUGCCGGUUUGCACAAAGGCACAGAGUUGGCUGGGAGCAGGAGGCUCCGACCCAGAGAUACAGGCAGCCGGGAAGGGCCGAGCCAGCAUCAGGAGAAGCAGUUACAGCCCCCGUGUUCUUUGGGCACAGCCUCCAAAUGCCUGGCGCCUUCGGCUCCUUGGGAGGUGGAAGGAGUCAGGGGGCAGAGGUGGGGCAGGGUGGUGUGAGCUGGAGAGAAAGGAAACCAGGUGCUGCGAA